Messenger RNA from Adineta steineri, 1026 nucleotides. NCBI's taxonomy places the organism in Eukaryota, Metazoa, Rotifera, Eurotatoria, Adinetida, Adinetidae. The record is from the annotation of a GenBank genome assembly.
AUGAGCAAUUCAACUCUUAAUAUCGUUGAUCUAUGCGACGAAAUCUUGCUCAACAUUUUAAACAAACUUAAUAAUCUGGAUGUAUUAUAUUCAUGCAUAGGAGUCAAUAAAAAACUUGACAGAUUAGCUCGAGAUAUUACUUUUACACAGUCUAUCAAUUUAGUAACAACAUUAUCAAAUGAACAUCAUAAUUCAAUACUCGAUAGAUUCUGUCUUUUAAUUUUACAACGAAUUCAACACAAUAUCGAAUAUUUUACUCUUAAUUCAUUAUCAGUAGAUCGUAUUCUUCGUAUUGGAAAUUAUUCGAAACUUCAUAAACUAAGUCUUGUUAAUCUUCCAAUUGAAAUGGCAUGUCAUAUUUUCAAUGUUAAAAUGGUCAUUUUUAUUAUUCACCAAACGCUUAACAAUUUGAAUGAUUGUAUUUGUUUACUUAAUGGACAUCUUAGUCAAUUACAUACACUUAUUGUGGAAAUUGAUUGGAUUAGAAGAACAUCGAUGGCUCUCAAUAACACGGAAAUUGUGUCUAAUUUAAAAUGUUUCUCGUUAAUUUCAUUUCGUGAAACAAUCGAAUAUGAUACUAAAAUUGUUCCAUUGCUUCGUCAUAUGUCAAAAUUAGAAAAACCUACAUUAUCUUUGAUUGUUGAUCGUCGAAACUCAUGCAUUGAUGGCCAUCAUCUAGUUAAUGAUAUUCUUAGUAAAAUGUCACAUCUUCAUACAUUUAUCUUCAAUAUUAUUACCAACAAAGUCAUAAUAGAUGAAGAAUUUUUACCAACUCGUGAUAAUAUUCUAUGUCCACUGAUCGAAAAAGGAUAUAAUGCUGACUGUUAUACUGAUUAUUGUACAAUCAGCAAUGCUCAAUGCCAUAUUUACUCACUUCCAUUUAAUUUGGAAUGCAUGCAUAUGUUUACUAAUAAAUUUCCUGAUGGUUGUGUAUUCGUGAAUGUUCGUCACUUCGCUGCACGUCUUAUUUGGCGUCCAUUCGAACAUGAAUUUUUGCUCAAAUUUCUCGAGCUUUUCCAUUAUUAA